AAAUGAAGAGGAUGGCUCCCUCUCUAACACAGGCGUUCAGGAGGCGCUGGUGGAUGGCCGUCACAGCGGUGUUGGAGAAUCUGUUGUGUUCGGCUGUGCUGUUGGGCUGGGGCUCUCUGCUCAUCAUGCUCAAAAGCGAGGGCUUUUACUCCCACCUGUGUCCAGUAGAAAAUAAGACUGAGAGUGUGAACGUUAGCAAACCAGAUGAAUGGCUGAGCUGUGUGGAACAGGAUGAAAUGUUGAACUUGGGCUUCACCAUUGGCUCAUUUCUGCUCAGUGCCGCCACACUGCCAUUGGGUAUUCUCAUGGAUCGGUUCGGCCCCAGGCCACUGCGCCUCGGUGGAAGUGCGUGUUUUGCGGUCUCUUGUAUGAUCAUAUCUGUAUCAGCCUAUCAACCAAAAGUCCUCUCUGCACUCAUUUUUCUGGCUCUGUCACUCAAUGGCUUUGGAGGGAUCUGUCUGACCUUCACAUCUCUCACGCUGCCGAACAUGUUUGGAAGCCUGAGCUCCACUGUGUUGUCACUGAUGAUUGGCUCGUAUGCAUCAUCGGCUGUCACCUUCCCUGGAGUCAAGCUGAUAUAUGAUGCCGGGGUGUCGUUUACUGUUAUCAUGUGGACGUGGGCCGGCCUGGCAGGUCUGGUGUGGCUCAACUGUUUCCUGAACUGGCCAGCAGAAGGGUUUGCUACCCCUGAAGAGAUUAUGGAAAAGAUGCAUUCAGCUGAAAACCACAAAUUGUCUCCAGUUGAAGAGGCGACGGGAGAAACCGAGAAACUGUCUGCUGUAGCUCAGGAUAUACAACCUUCUGUCCCGUUCCGUCGCUCUGUGUUCUCCCCCAUCUUCCUGUGGAGUCUGAUCACUAUGGGAAUGACUCAGCUAAGAAUCAUCUUCUUUAUGGGAGCCAUGAACAAGAUGCUUGAGUUCAUGGUCACCCACGGAGAGACAAGUAAGCUGAAGAAGGAGGCAGAGCUGAAAGUGAGUUUCUACUCGUCCAUCUUUGGCACACUGCAGCUCUUGUGUCUGGUAACCUGUCCUCUGAUUGGAUACAUCAUGGACUGGAAGAUGAAAGAGUGUGAGGUGGAUCAGAAGACAAUGGAGAGAGAAAAAGAAGCUGUUGCUGUACCAAAGCGUGACAGAAAGAUCCAGAAGUUGACCAAUGCCAUGAGAGCCUUCAUUUUCACAAAUGUUCUGCUCUUUCUGUUUGGAAUCCUCUCACUCAUAGACAACCUGCCUCUGCAGAUUCUGACGUUCAUUUUGCAUACUAUGGUACGAGGCUUCAUUCACUCCUGUUGUGGAGGCCUGUAUGCUGCUGUGUACCCAUCCAAUCAUUUUGGCACUCUCACUGGGCUGCAGUCUAUGAUCAGUGCUGUGCUGGCUCUACUGCAGCAGCCCCUCUUCAUGAUCAUGUUGGGACCUCUGAAUGGAGAUGCUUACUGGAUCAACGUGGGGCUUCUGAUCUUCUCACUGUCCGGUUUCCUGCUGCCGGGAUACUUGUUCUUCCACCGCGGACAGCUUCGUCAUACGAGGGAUGAAGGAAAAGCUAACGGACACAUUCCUGUUGAGGAUCAAGCUGUAAACCAGCCCCUGACCAACGGACACAGCAACGGUCACGUCCCGCAGGAAGCUUAACUCAAUAAUGGAGCAUCACAGGACUUUACACAUUUCAACCGCAUCGGCAGGAGACGUGACAAACUCUGCCAUUCCCAACAUCCUCAUUAAACACGCAACUUUUUCAUUUUUUGUUGUAUGCGAGACAUGUGGUUGAUGCUUGCAAGAGCAGAUAUCAGAUCAGUAUUGUCUUGUUCAGUGAUCUGCCGAGUAUCUGUAUUAAAAAUCUCAAAAUCUGCCUGUGAAAAGUAUGCAAUGCUUUCACAAGUUUUUAGAGGACUAUUUAUUGAACUGCGCACACGUUGGCUGUGAUUGACGGACAUGAACUACCUCAGCCAACCGCUGGACUCACAGAGGGAGCGGCUUCUGCCUGUUCAGCGUCUGCUCUCCUUCACAGAAGAGAAAGAGUGUUGAUUAUUGUGUGUAUUAUAGUGCCUGUUUUUCUGUCUAUGAUUGAAAACUCGAGAGACAAGCAUUUCAGCGAACACCAAAGACACUGCUAAUGGAGCUUUUUAAAGUGUAUCACUUUAUUCUCCUCUUUUAGUUUCACUACAUUACGUGUUGUCCCAAAGCAAAAACAUUUCAGGCAGAUUUAACAAGUUUUUUUUUAUAAAGCAACAGAAAUGAAUUGUUUGUGUAUUCAGCUUUUUUCCCUCGGUGUAUUUCAUUGAAAGGGAAUUAGAUUUUUGUAUUUCUG
Molecule: messenger RNA, 2301 nt
Organism: Rhinichthys klamathensis goyatoka
Lineage: Eukaryota; Metazoa; Chordata; Actinopteri; Cypriniformes; Leuciscidae
Gene: slc43a1a
Product: solute carrier family 43 member 1a
Exons: 15
Coding region: 3-1625 (540 amino acids)
Biological process (GO): neutral amino acid transport; transmembrane transport
Molecular function (GO): L-amino acid transmembrane transporter activity; neutral L-amino acid transmembrane transporter activity
Source: RefSeq, a predicted model, not a curated record